CAGUGCAUCGCGCAGCUAGCGUGGCGAGCAGCCCGCGCGGGGUUUGCCAUGAAACGGACUCGGCGAAACAACGGCAAAAUGCGUUAUCAUGAGAACUGAGCUGAAUGCUCAGACGGGCUCGAGCCCCGCGCACCCGGACGUCGGCGUCUUCAAUAUAGUAGACGUAACACUUGAGCCAAGCUAUAUUGUUCAGUGAACCGGGAGUGAAAAGAGGCGUUUUAGGGGCUUUAGUAAACAGUUGGCUGUAGAAGCUGAACUAUUUCAGACUGGGGGAAAAUUCCGCUUCACACACUAAUUACAUGUCGUACAGAGCUUUGUGGAUGACGGUAUUUAUGAGCAAUCCUGUCAAUGUCUUACUUAACUGUAAAGCCCCGUGCUGUGUUGAAAUAUAACCUCCGGGCUGGACUGUAACAGGGCUCACAGAAGUCCAUCUUCUCUUAAAUGUUCCUUUGCUCCUCUGGAUUGCACAACUCUGAUGGGAUUGUGUGUGUCUGGGUGGGUGUGGGCUAGCAGAGGAUCUGGGGAUUUUGCAUGUGUCCAGCUGUCAUGGAGAACUGGUGGGAGCCUAACCAUCUCAGAUAACGCUCAGAAGAUUUUUGACCUCACUGCAGCUGGUCUGACUGAAGUUUAGGGACUGACAAGAUGCGUUCCACCAUUGACAUACCACCAAGCUCCCUUGGCAGAGGAGUCACUGGCAGCAGCAACAACAAUAACAACAGCAGCAGCAGAGAAAACAGUGGAAACUCAGGUUCCCAGUAUGCGCUAUGUGCUCUGGGGGUUGGGCUUAUUGCCCUCGGCAUUGUGAUGAUUGUGUGGAGUGUGGUACCUGCAGACGCAGCCAGUAAUAGUAGCAGCAGUUCAGGAGACAAUACUAAUAAUGGUCAAAGGAAAAAUAAAACAUCUUCUGUGGCCUUUGUCUUGGUGGGAUCUGGGGUGGUCAUGCUGCUGUUGUCCUUGUGCGUGGGAAUGCGGAACAAACAGCGGGAGCAGCAGAGGCUCCAGGAAGCCCAGAACCACGGAGGUGUAGCAGCCAGGCAGCAAGGGGAAAGAGAUAUUGCUGAGGAACAAGCCCAGCAAUAUGCUGUACCCACCUAUGAAGAGGUAGUAGGCAGUGGCCAGUACCCUGUUUGUCAGAGCAACCAUCGCCCAAGCUCCUCCCAUCUACCUUCCUACGAUGACCUGGUUGAAGUUGAUGGUGUACAGUAUGAAUGUGAGGGGCCAGAGGUCACAACUACCGGAUCACAGCCUGCUCCGGCUUCCAGUGCUCCCGCAUCAAAUCGCAGACCAGGGAAAAAUAGUCGCAAGCUCCUCCCUAUCAAGAUCCGAAGGAUUAAAUCAGAGAAGCUGCACAUGAAAAAUAUUGGUAACUCUCAGCCAGCAGCCGGAAUCAGUAUAGAACCACUUACUCCACCACCACAAUAUGAGGAUAAAGUGCCUCAACUUUAAGAUCAAGCUGAUCACGUUUAAAACAAUCUAACGAAAUUCCUGGAAUCUUUUAAGAUCACCUUUUGUGGAUCUGGAUCUGCCUUGUUAAGCCAAGACUUGAAGAUGGCUCCUCUUGCAGAACAUUCAGUGGCACUUUGUUAUGAAAUACAGUAUCUGUUCAAAUUCAUCAUUAAUGCCACAUCACUCCAAAGCAAAGAACCGAAAAAAAACUGUUUUAAAUUUUGGCUCUCACUGCAUCUCUGAAACAGAUACAAAAAGUGACACACAUAGUUGCUGUCAUAAUAGUUUUCUGUUUAUCUUGCUCUAUUGACCUCCGCUGUGCACUGACUGGACACGUGAGUGGACAGUGGAAGAAAUCAUAAAGAUAGAUAUGUGCAGGGCACUCAGUUUGUGAAGUAGCUGCACUUUCACUUUUCACCUUGAGAGGCUUUGGAUUACUACCACCAGCAGUUUACCAAAUGGAGGCUCCACGGAGAGUGACUGAGCAUUGUAUGUAUUCAGAUGGCCUGAUGUGGUAUGCUGCACAGAAACUCUCCCUCACUGCCAAUAAUAUUGUUUCCUCCUCUAGAGGUUUGCAGCUAGUGACAGACAAUUUUGUGAGAGUCUGCUGUGUUUCAUACAGAGCUGGAGUCCUGCUCCUCUUCCAUAUAAGCUUUUUUUUCUUUUUUCUUUUUUUUUGCUAGCUUUAAGAAUCUUUUAUUUUUAACUAAGAUAAAACAAAGCUUGUUUAGCAUUUAUCAGCUACAGCUCUCAUGACUCUUACCAAAAGGCACUCUACAAAAACCUAAUGAGAAAUAUAGUUUCUGAAUGCAAACAAAAUAUCAAUAGUUUUAUCAUAUGCUAUCAAGUCACUUGUCCAGUACCGCAGUAUAUUUAUUUAACAGAGGAGAAAACCUCGUUUUAUGUUUAUCUUUAGAAAUGCAUAUAAAGGCAACCCUCUGCAGCACAUGGUCACGGGCCAGGGUUUGUGGAACAGAGGCUAGUUUAAAAAUGGUACAGCUGUUUAUGACAUUAUGGUAGCGGGUAUUUCUUUGCUGAGCGGGAUAUGGUCCAAAAUCAGUAGAUUAAUUCAUCUGGUGUCAGUGUUUAAUUUAAGACGCCAUGAAAUAGUACCUUUACUUCCUUAAAGCUGUAUAAACUCCUUUUAACCGAUAGAAGGCAAAAAGAUGCUAAAACAAACCCAAAAAAUAGCCCUGAUAUGCCAUCAGUUUAUCAGUAGGUCAUGGCUAAUGAGUUAGCAUGUAGCACAGAAAAAAAAUUAGCAUGCUAUUGGAGUCAUGUUUCUGGGUAAUUGAUAAAAUGUAAGCACAGUUUUCACUUACUUUUUAGCUAUGAUUUGGAUUCUACCAACUAUGGUGAAAAAUAGCUGGGUGUUUAGCUUACUAAUUGCUAAACUCUCCUCACUAGCAACUCAUGUACACUGGCUUUCUGCAGCUUUGUGAUUGGCAGGUAGCAUGUAGCCGAUAUGCAUCUCUAAUUUGACUCAAACAUAUAGUUUACAUUUGCAAAAAGAACAAAAAAAGACCAAAAGGCCAUUCAAAAUUAUAAACUAGCUGGAGGUCAUUUGGGGAGAGAAUGGGAGGGAGUGGUUUUAAAUAUGUAAUGUAUUUAAGGGCUGAAAUUUAUAUUUACUCUCACCAGUUCAGCACCAAUGGUCACCAUUAAAGUCACCAUUGGGGUUACCAUUCAAGGAAGAAACCAUUUUCCAGGAAGCUCAAGGUCUCAUUCCAUGGUGUCUUUUAGGAAGUGUAAAUGCUAACUGACUGCAGCUGCAGCAGAGUCUGUCCUCCAGUUGUAUACACUCAUGUUCGGUUAAAUGCCUUUAUGCUCAGAACAAUACUGCUGCUCUUCCUAAAGCAUUAAAAGACAUUGUAUGACUGAACCUGAGCUCUAAUGUUGCUCCUCCAAUGCUGGAUUGCUUUUACUCCUACAAACAGUGGGUAGAGAAGGAAGUACGUGAGAGCACGAUGGAAGAAGCUUGUGAAUAGUUGAAAGCCCUUGGCUGUAGCCAUGGUGAACACUGUUGAGCUGUGAAGGCAGUAGUGUAUUCUCUUCUUCUCUCUGGGCUUGUUUUUGUUCUUAUUCGAGAUGACCAACAGAAAGACUCUUUGACUGUGCAGCUGUGCCAUAGUAACAGCAACUAUUGCUCACUCACUUGCUCAUCACCAUUCGUCCAACCACAGUUCGCCCUGCUUUCACUUAGAGGUUUGCAGAGAAUGGGCAGAAAGAGAAGAGAGACAGCUCAAGACCUUAUUUAGGGAAAUAGUUUGUGUUCCAUCAUCAUACACACUUUUAUCAACACCUGUCAACAAACUCUCCUUUCUUCUUUAGGUUUUCUGUCAAGCUAAAGGCAAACAAGGUCACUGAGUGACUUCAGGUUUGUCAUUGGAGCACAGCACACACAGCUAUGUCCACAUUUUUUUGACUUGUCUUGAAAGUUGACACUAGCCACACAGUGUACUGGUUCUUUUUUUAUAUGCUCAGUACUGCAGAAGUACUCAUUGUACCUCAUUGGCAAAGGACCAGAUAAUUACAUGACUGAUUUUAUUAUUCUGUAGUCAAAAUGUUUUACAUUGAUGAAUGACAGUGUUCAAUGACAGUGACUUUCCGUUUUAAUUAGAUAAGUUUGUCAUCUGUUUUCAUUUAUUGUUGCUUUUUUAAUGCUUAAAUAUAAAUUUCUUUUCAUAUGUACUGUGAAAACAUACUUUUCUAUGAUAAUUAUAAUUUGUUUGUGGAAAAUUGUUUUGUUUUUUCCUGAAGAGCGAAAACACUUAUCUCAUGAAUAUUUUAUGAGAAAUAAAAGGAAGUAUUUGUUAAUUAA
Messenger RNA from Xiphias gladius (swordfish), 4267 nucleotides. It is a transcript of the gene tmem51a, whose product is annotated as transmembrane protein 51a. Lineage: Eukaryota; Metazoa; Chordata; Actinopteri; Istiophoriformes; Xiphiidae. The coding region runs from base 643 to 1446 and encodes 267 amino acids. The transcript is spliced from 4 exons. The record is from RefSeq and is a predicted model, not a curated record.